AUGGAAGUUGAAUGGGAACAGAUGGCGGGUUACCUGUGUCUAUCUGCGCUCCUCCUGGCGGCUCUGCCGACCCCCUACGCCAGCCCGCUCUCCUCCGGCUCCUCCCUGCGCUUCAUCGCCCUGGGGGACUGGGGCGGGGUGUCCAAUCCCCCCUUCCACACGGUGCGCGAGGUGGCCACAGCCAAGGAGAUGGGCCGCACGGUGGCAGCGCUGGGCGCCGACUUCAUCCUGUCCCUCGGCGACAACUUCUACUACAACGGGGUGCGGGACGUCAACGACAAGAGGUUCCAGGACACCUUUGAGGCCGUGUUCAAGGCGCAGUCGCUGCGCAAGGUGCCGUGGUACGUGGUGGCCGGGAACCACGAUCACUCGGGGAACGUCUCGGCUCAGAUCGCCUACAGCAAGGUCUCCAAGCGCUGGAACUUCCCCAACUACUACUACAGCCUGAAGUUCAAGGUUCCCAAGAGCAACGCCACGGUGGCCCUCCUCAUGAUCGACACCGUCACCCUGUGCGGGAACUCGGACGACUUCCAGAGCCAGCAGCCCCAGCAGCCCCGGGACGUGGGGCUGGCCCGCAGCCAGCUGGCCUGGCUCCGCAAGCAGAUGGCUGCCUCCCAGGACGACUACCUGCUGGUGGCCGGCCACUACCCGGUGUGGUCGGUGGCCGAGCACGGCCCCACCCAUUGCCUGGUGAAGCACCUGCAGCCGCUGCUGCUCAAGUACAAGGCCACUGCCUACCUGUGCGGCCAUGAUCACAACCUGCAGUACCUGCAGGACAAGGCUGGCGUGGGCUACGUGCUGAGCGGGGCCGGCAACUUCAUGGAGAACUCGCGGAAGCACUAUCACAAGGUGCCCGAGGGCUACCUGCGCUUCUUCUACGCUGAGCCAGCGUCCCUGGGCGGCUUCGCCUACGUGGAGAUCGACGGCAAGGAGAUGAGUGUCACCUACAUUGAGGCCAGCGGCAAGUCCCUCUACAAGACCUCCCUCCCCCGGAGGCGCCGCCUCUGA
This is a messenger RNA of Emys orbicularis (European pond turtle), 1008 nucleotides long. RefSeq names its product acid phosphatase 5, tartrate resistant (gene ACP5). The transcript is spliced from 5 exons. Gene Ontology annotation, biological process: bone resorption. The coding region runs from base 1 to 1008 and encodes 335 amino acids. Gene Ontology annotation, molecular function: acid phosphatase activity; ferrous iron binding; ferric iron binding. The record is from RefSeq and is a predicted model, not a curated record. Lineage: Eukaryota; Metazoa; Chordata; Testudines; Emydidae.